This is a messenger RNA of Megalobrama amblycephala (Wuchang bream), 1963 nucleotides long. It is a transcript of the gene cd247, whose product is annotated as CD247 molecule. Gene Ontology annotation, biological process: cell surface receptor signaling pathway. Gene Ontology annotation, cellular component: membrane. The transcript has 8 exons. NCBI's taxonomy places the organism in Eukaryota, Metazoa, Chordata, Actinopteri, Cypriniformes, Xenocyprididae. Gene Ontology annotation, molecular function: transmembrane signaling receptor activity. Bases 563 to 1015 code for a protein of 150 amino acids. The record is from RefSeq and is a predicted model, not a curated record.
UGAGUUUCCUAGUAAUUUUGUUGAAUGUUUUUGACUUUUUUUUUUGACUAUUUUUAUUUCAGCUUUAGUUUUAGUUAUUUUAGUACAUCCAGUCAAUCUAAGUUGAAUUAAGAAACCUUGCUUUGUCAAGUAGCUGAAAUGAAAUAAGUUUAAGUUUUUCGAGAUUUCAUUUUAUUUCAGUACUACUUUAACUAAAAUUAAAAAAAACCAGAAAAUAUAAAAUAGAAACUCAAAACAUGAGGAUAACAGAGUGUCGUCAGUCUGUGAUCUUCUGGAAACGCUCGUGUUCUGGUCUGGAGUCAGCGCUCUGCUUGUCAUCGCUCGUGUCGAGAGUAUGUAGGCCGUGUGUGUGUGUGUGUGUGUGUGUGUGUGCUCGUCAGUGUUCAUUGGUUGGUGGAAGAGUCUGUAUGAACAGGUGGAGCUCGAGGAGCCACUUCCUGUCAGAGAAGAGAUCUCGAGCUUCAGAGAAGUCAGUCGACACGACAGCGUCUGCAGCCUCAAACCGGCGGCCGUCACACAGAUCCCCAGAGCCCGUCCGUCAGACACCGAGAGAGGGUCAGCGAUGGCGUCGAGGGCAGCGUCCGCCGCGAUCGUCCUGCUCUCGAUGGCACCUGCGUCAGUGACUGCAUCAUCAGUGUACGACCCUCAGAUCUGUUACGCUCUGGACGGGAUUCUGCUGCUGUACGGAGUCAUCAUCACUGCGUUCUUCGUGCACGAGCGGUACGUCAAGAAGAGGACUAAAGCGGACGCAGAGUCUCCGUAUCAGGCGAUUAACACCGCGGGGAAGGAAGUGUACAGCGCGCCGAACCAGCGCAGCGGUGAUGAAGCUCGGGGUCGCAGGAGAGGAGGAGACGACACGUACACGCCUCUGACUAAGAAGACGGAUGAAACGUACCGUGAGAUUGAGCCGAAGGGAGACCGCCGGCGUGAUCAGGUCUAUCAGGGUCUGAGCUCCAUGACCAAAGACACGUAUGAUUCUCUGCACAUGCAGCAGAUUCACCCGCCGCCCCGUUAGAGUCGCUCGUCUGACCCUCGUCAGGACACAGUCCACUCCACAGUCCCUUCUUUCUUUCCUAAAGGCUCCAGUCAUGUGAUUAUUGUGUUUUUACAGUUUCUCACUUUCAUAAUGAGCUCAGAGUUCACAGGUCACACACGUCCAGCAGAGAAUCGCUUCAUUUACUAACAUUAGUCAACAUGAACUAACAAUGAACAACUUCCACAGCAUUUAUUAAUAUUAGUGAAUGUUCAUCUCAGCAUUUACUAAUACAUCAUGAAAAUAAAAAGUUUAUUUGUUCAUAUUAUUUAAUGGAGCUGAGCUGACAAUCAUCUAUUGAUUCUUUAUUGAUAUUAAUAAAUGCUUUAAAAAGUGUAUUUUUCAUUGUUAGUUGAUGCAUUAACUAGAAUUGAUAAAUGAGUCCUUUAAAAAAAUCCCUAUAACAGCGUUUGACAGUAAACUGAGUGAAGAACAAACGCUUGAACGAACAUCAUGUGAUUCAGUUGAUUCACUCGACACUCAUUUGUUCUUCUGGACGAAUCUCAUUAGUGUAAUAUCACAAUCUUCUUACUAAAUGAUUUUAUUCAGUGAUUUCAUAAAACAAUAUUUGGUUUCUCAAAGAAUCUUUCAGUGAUCCGUUCUUAAAAGAACCACUUUAAUCAUCUAGAGAACCGGAAUGAAAGAUUCACAGAUGUUAAAGAUUCUUCAUGGAACAUCAACAUUCAUUUUUAAUAUUGUUUUCAGUCCUAAAAACACAGUUUCAUAGUGUCUUAUUUUCUUGUGAUUUUGUGGUGAAAUAUGAGCAGAUUUUAUGAGAUUCACUGAGUUUUAAUGAUGUUUAGUUUUUCACACACUGUCUUUUAGGAACAUAAUUUUGCAUUUACUCUUAAAAACUGAGAAUUUCACUAUUUCAUUUAUUUUUUGUCUGUAAUUUUGUCAUUAGCUUGUUAAUAAAAUGAUUUUUUUCCA